GAACAAAGACGAAAAGUGUCUUUCAGUCUUUAGUCUUUUCAUGGAUUUGUACCCGUUCAAAAUUAAGUGUAGGCUCUGAUAUACUCAGUUCAUAGAGACAUUGUUGAUAAACUUAAAGUAAAAUCUAUGUCGUUAGUUUAUUAACACCGCGUUUUGAAGUAGGUAAGUUGCUAGUUUGUUGCAUUAUUUUUAUAGUAUUGUCGAUUGAACUCGAUUGUCAAUGUUAUUUAUAAGAUUAUAUGUAUAAUACGUAUUUUGAUAGUAUGAGACAUCCGUGCUAUCGUGUCGUAUUUUAUUAAUAACUACGCAGCUACCACGAAUGUUUAAAAUUGUUUUGAUCAAAUGGAAAAUAUUAUUUUCUAAAACUGUUUUUGUAUGUCGUCAUUACUAAAGUCAAUAAUACCAAUAGCGAUAAUUGCUACUAAUGUGUACUUACUACAAAUAAUCAUUAUAAUUAUUAUUUAUUUCUCGUUAUCUCUUGUACUUGGGAGACGCUUUGACCCUUCUAUCAGUACAUCACUGUCGCUUUCGUAAGUCGGACAAUAAAAUGGUUAUUACAUUUUAGUUGUUGCACAUUGCUAAUAAUUAAAAAUGUAUAGAUUUAUUAAACGUGGUUUAGUUCCUAGAAAUGCUUUCGAUAGUCUUCAAAAAGACUUUCAAAGCGGAAAAUUGUGGAAGAAUGGUGUGCGUUGUAUCACUCAGAGUAGCAAAUCUGAUAGUUUGUUCCCUGAACGUGUAGAUUUCCCAAGCAGACAUAUCGGACCUCGAGAUCAAGAUGUAGUGACCAUGUUAGAUUUGCUCGGUUACAAGAGCUUAGAUCAAUUAACGGAUGAUGCGGUGCCUAAGAAAAUUCAACUACAGGGUCUCAUGAAUAUAAGCGAACCUAUGAGUGAACAUGAUCUCAUUAAAACCGUACGUAAAAUUUCCGAAAAGAAUCAAAUAUGGAGAUCUUAUAUUGGCAUGGGGUACCACAACUGCUGUGUCCCGCACAGCAUAAUGCGCAACUUAUUCGAAAACCCAGGAUGGACGACACAAUAUACGCCAUAUCAACCAGAAAUUGCCCAAGGCAGACUGGAAAGUCUACUUAAUUAUCAGACUAUGGUUAGUGACCUUACUGGUUUGGAUGUAGCUAACGCAUCAUUGCUGGAUGAAGGUACAGCUGCUGCAGAGGCGCUAUCACUGUGCCAUAGACUCAACAAACGAAUGAAAUUUGUAGUGUCAGAAAGAUUGCACCCUCAAACUUUAGCUGUUGUUCUAACACGUCUGGAUGCUUUGGGAUUGGAAGUAAAUGUGGUACCUGAUGUUCGACAAGUGGACUUUGCCCAAAGGGAUAUAUCCGCAGUAUUGUUGCAAUGUCCCGAUACCAGAGGGUUGGUGUAUGAUUACUCUGGACUAGCAUCUGCUGCACAUGAACACGGUACGCUGGUAGUAGUUGCCACAGACUUACUAGCACUCGCUCUUUUGCGUCCACCUGCAGAAUGUGGGGCAGCACUUGCUGUCGGUACUUCCCAACGUUUGGGCGUACCUCUGGGCUAUGGAGGACCACAUGCUGGAUUCUUCGCAGCUGAACAUCAGUUGGUUCGUUUGAUGCCUGGUCGUAUGGUUGGUGUUACAAGAGAUGCGACUGGAAGAGACGCUUAUAGGUUAGCACUUCAGACCAGAGAACAACACAUACGAAGAGACAAAGCUACUUCAAAUAUUUGUACAGCACAAGCGCUCUUGGCUAACAUGUCCGCCAUGUAUGCCGUAUACCAUGGCCCUCAAGGGUUGCGGGACAUUGCCACUAGAGUGCACAAUGCUACACUCGUAUUAGAUCAUGGAAUCAGGCAACGCGGUCACAAACAGUCAAACGACGUAUAUUUCGACACUCUUCAUGUUGUACCUCUUUCGGACCACGACGCUGCUUCAAUCAAAGCUCGGGCUCAGGAAAAGAAGAUCAACUUAAGGUACUUCGACGAUGGUGCAGUGGGAGUAGCUCUCGACGAGACCACAACCAUGGAGGAUGUUAAUGACUUAUUAUGGAUCUUCGAUUGUAAACCCGUUGAAGAUGUUACAAAAAGUGAUGAUGUAAGGACUCGCAGCAUACAGCAAGGUCCCUUCAGAAGAACAUCUCCAUAUCUCACUCAUCCCGUAUUCAACAUGCAUCACUCCGAAACCAGAAUAGUGCGAUACAUGAAACGCCUGGAGAACAAAGAUGUGUCACUUGUACAUUCAAUGAUACCUCUGGGAUCUUGUACUAUGAAAUUGAACUCUACGACAGAAAUGAUGCCCUGUUCCUUCAAACACUUUACUGAUAUCCAUCCAUUUGCUCCACUCGAUCAGUGUCAGGGAUACCAUCAGUUGUUUGAAGAACUAGCCAAUGAUUUAUGCGCGAUUACAGGUUACGACCGUGUCUCUUUCCAACCUAACAGUGGUGCCCAAGGUGAAUACGCUGGAUUACGGACAAUAAAAAGAUACCAUGAGUUCCGUGGUGACACAAAGCGUAAUAUUUGCCUGAUCCCGGUUAGUGCACACGGUACUAACCCUGCAUCUGCACAUAUGGCUGGUAUGCGCGUCUGUGCUAUUCGCGUUACGCCUUCUGGUGAUAUAGACAUGGCACAUCUUAAAGAUAUGGUUGAGGAACAUAGCAAAAAUAUAUCCUGUUUGAUGUUGACGUACCCGAGUACCUUCGGUGUGUUCGAGGAGCAGGCCGCAGAUGUGUGUGAGUUAGUGCACAAACAUGGUGGACAAGUGUAUUUAGAUGGUGCUAACAUGAAUGCACAGGUGGGGCUUUGCCGACCUGGAGAUUACGGCAGCGAUGUAUCACAUUUGAAUUUACACAAAACCUUCUGCAUUCCUCAUGGAGGUGGCGGACCUGGAAUGGGGCCUAUUGGAGUGAAAGCUCACCUGGCUCCUUUCUUACCUUCACAUCCAGUCGUCGACCCAUUAGCCGAUUUGGGUGACGCAGCUCAUAGUUUCGGUUCAGUCAGCGCUGCGCCAUUUGGAUCAUCAGCUAUAUUGCCUAUUUCUUGGGCGUACAUCAAAAUGAUGGGUCCCAAAGGAUUGAGGCGAGCGACUCAAGUGGCAAUUCUCAAUGCUAACUACAUGGCUAAGAGACUGGAGGGUCAUUACAAGACUUUGUACAGAGGUGAAAGAGGGCUAGUUGCUCACGAAUUCAUUAUAGAUGUAAGAGAUUUAAAGAAGACUGCUAAUAUAGAGCCUGGAGAUAUUGCCAAACGACUUAUGGACUUUGGUUUUCAUGCCCCCACAAUGUCAUGGCCAGUGGCCGGCACAUUAAUGAUAGAACCCACGGAAUCAGAAGAUCUUCAAGAGAUGGAUCGCUUCUGUGAAGCUCUGAUCGCGAUCAGGAAGGAAAUCAAGGAUAUUGAAGAUGGAACUAUGGAUAAAAGACUUAAUCCUCUGAAGAUGGCGCCACAUACCCAAGUUGAAGUUAUCACAGAAGAUUGGAACCGACCUUACAGUCGGGAACAAGCUGCCUUCCCUGCGCCUUUUGUAAAAGGAGAGACGAAAAUCUGGCCAACGGUCGGUCGCAUUGAUGACAUGUACGGAGAUAAACAUCUCGUUUGCACCUGCCCACCGGUCCUUGAUGAUUUCUAAGUUAAAAGACUUAAGACCAUGGGAUGACGUAACAAACGUCUCAUAUACUUUGUAUUAUUAUUGUAUAAUAUAGGAAUGUAACAGUGAAUAACAAACAAAUUGACCAUCUGUCGCAUUAUGUAUAUUUUCUCAAUACUGUCGUAGAAUAAAAUAUUGUCUCUAACAACAUAAUCUUCUUCUUUUUGCACAUUAUUCUAUAGCAGUACAAAUAAGUAAUUGCCGUAAAUAAUAUUGACUUCAAACAGUAAUCUAUCUACCUUAUUAUUGUACAUAUAUUUUAAUAUUGCGAAUGAUUAUUAUUAUUACGCAUAACAUUUAAGUUGGAUUCAAGGCAACGUGUUUGUUUUGUUACUAGCUCAAAUUACUAUCUGAAAUACCAAAGGUUUCACAUUUCAUAACAAUUUUAAUUUGUAAACUUCCUCGUGCCUUUCAAUAUAUUUAGUGAAACAUUUCGCAUUUCAAAUGUACGUAUAAUAUUUCUAAACUGUAAUAUUAAUAGAGAAAACAUUUUCAGCCCUCAAGCUAUAAUAACACGAAACAAAUAUAUAUAAGUAAUUAUGAAAACUAGCAGCGGGUAAGAUUCAUAUUCAAAAAUGUUGUAAUAACAUAAUAUGAUGUAAAACAAAAAAAACUAGUUUAAAAUAAUACAGUUCUAAAAAUCUGUGUUCAGUUAAUCUAGGUAUAUUAUCAUUAAAGCAGAAAAUAUCAAUAAAAAUAUUUUCACGUAAGGAUAUAUUAAAAUUGAUCUUGGAUAAUUCAAGACAAAACAACCUUAGAAAUAGUGUCUUUAUUACACAUCUUGAUUUACUCUUACUUUUGUGGGGAAUUGAUCACAUCUUUAGGGUACAUGCCCAGUCUCACUCCUAACUCUUUGGGCAUGCGAAGUACAGGGCGUGUAGGAAAAGGGUGGUACGAGCCUGUUGACGGACUCCGUGGGUAAGACAACGAGGACAAUGUAUCUGUUUCAAUGAGCGACGUGAUAGCACUACAAGUAUCGUCUGACUCUACUUUUGUCCUAUCACUCUUUUCUGUAUAGUCUUUAGGAAUAGUGGGAGUUUCUCUAUUCGGAAAUAUCUUAGGUGAUAUCGGAGUGGAUACUUGAUCUAGCGAAGUGAUUUGACAUAAAGUAUCACUAGAGUUGCUCUUGGCUCCAGUCGGCGAGUCGUCCUCUGCUGAUGGUUCAUACGUGAAACUAAUAGAAGAGGUCACAACAUGAGCAAAGUCACUAACUUGGCUGUUAUCAGUCUUAGAUACAUUUUCGCAAACUUUCGGUCCUUGGUUGACCGUUUUGCUGCAAAUAUCACUAGCUUUAGACAACACAAAGUCAUUAUAUUUGCUGGAAAAUGGAUAGUUGUAGUCAUCGGAAGUAAAGCGCUUCUCGUAUGUUGACGUAUCUUUUGGUUCCGAAGACGGUAAAGUAACUGACGCCCUGGACUCACCCGAAAAAGAAUGUCGAGUCCAUUCAGAUGUAGUUGCAGGUUUGAGGUCUUUAUUUGACAAGUCACCAUAACUUGACAAAUCACUGGUUUUACUUUGAUAAUCGAAAUCAACAUUUUCAGUUUUGUCUAAAAAACUUUUGUGAUCACAUUUUGCUAAAAACCCUUUAUUUUCCCAUCCAUAUAAAUCGGUCUUAUUACCUAAACAUUCACUACUUGGACUUUUUGUAUGUUUUAUUGAAAAUUCUUCUUCUCUCGCGGUGGAAUUUCGAAUUUCUAAAGAAAACGGGUCAUCAAUCGAAAUAGGUCGAAUUCGGACAAAAUCGUUAUUUUCAGUUGAUCCUACGUUGAUAUUUCUUUUUCUAUAGCCUAUUAGUGAAUCAGAGGUAGAUUCUUUUAGUAAAGGUGAUUCAAUGAGCUGACUCUCAACAGUUUUUUCUGGAACUGUUUUUGAAUAACUAUUUCGUUGUUUCUCGAGAACAUUUUCAUCACUUUUUGUGACUUGAUAAUUUGUAGGACUUUUUACUUCUGUGAUGUUCUGUUUUGUCAAGAUUCGACUUAAAAUUUUUGAGUUUUCUUGGAUUAUUUGUAAGGCUCGUUCGCUAUUUUUCCGCCCUGUCUGUAAAAUGUAAUCUUUUGGAGAAAAAAUAUCUCUCUCUUCUUUGCUUGUUUCAGGAGUUUCUCGUUUUUGGGCAGCAAUAAAGUCUGGUUCUUUAUACUCUUCACUAGUUUUCUUUGCAAAACUAUGGCUUUGUGGUAGCGAUGAUGCUCUUUCUGCUUCUUCUUUGAUAAUUUUAUCAUUAUGGUUACUUUGUAAUGUCAAUGAGUCUGGUUUCUUUGGUAGACGUGAUAACCUUUUAGUGGAUCGCCGAUUCGGAAUGUCUGCACUGUUAGGAUCUGUAACACGAGCACCAAAAAAUUCUGGACUAUGUUCGAAGUAUUUAUCAAUUUUUAAAGGUAUUGGCGGUUCAUCUUCACUUACUAUUAUACUUUCACCGCCGGGACUUCCAGGGGGACUUUCAAAGUCAGACACAUUCUUAUCAGAUAAAUCUAUAUCAGGCACAAAAUUUGGAUACAUCGUGAAACUAUCAAUGAUAUCGGGUGGUCUGGAUAUAGGCUCGUUUAACGGAGGUCGUUUAAAGUUUUUUUCAAAAUCAUAUUCGUAAGGAGAUUUACGGCCCACACCACAAUUACAUGGUGAUAAAUCAAUAGGACUGAGUUCAGUAAAGACAUUCGGUGACUUUGUAAAACUUGUAGGCCUUGUUAUUUCUCUACUUGCGGAGUUUUCUUCGUAUUUUGUUCUAUUAAGUCUUUGUAAUACUUCAUUUCUUUCAGUGGUCAUACGUGGGGAACAAGGAGAUAUAUUGGUUGGAUUGAAAACUGUGACAUCGUUUGUAAUUUUCAAACUGUCCUUUAACUUGCUUUCGAAUCCAUCAAUGUAAGUCCGAAGCGGUUCACCUGCUGCGGAAUCUAGAUAUUCCGAUAUAUUCUUGAUGGGUUUAUCAUCCAACAUCAUUGUAGUUUCUGUAUCAGGGUCAGGGGUACGUAAUAAAACAGGUUCUUUUUUAGUGAGGUGAUGAUUAUUUUUGCUUGGUUUCGAAGCUGAUG
Molecule: messenger RNA, 6641 nt
Organism: Spodoptera exigua (beet armyworm)
Lineage: Eukaryota; Metazoa; Arthropoda; Insecta; Lepidoptera; Noctuidae
Source: the annotation of a GenBank genome assembly